Molecule: messenger RNA, 411 nt
Organism: Lethenteron reissneri (Far Eastern brook lamprey)
Lineage: Eukaryota; Metazoa; Chordata; Hyperoartia; Petromyzontiformes; Petromyzontidae
Product: fatty acid-binding protein, heart-like
Molecular function (GO): lipid binding
Source: RefSeq, a predicted model, not a curated record
AUGGCAGUCAAGGCUCUCAACGGGACCUGGGACCUCCAGGGGAGCGAGAACCUCCUGCCGUACGUCCAGGCCAUCGGCAAUAACUUUGACGCAGUCAAAAGUGUCCUCGGUCCAUCAAACAAGUACAUCCAGACCAUCAGCAUCGAUGGGGAGCACGUGACCAUCGAGAGCACUACCAACAUACAUUCGACGGCUUUCACCGGCAAGCUGAAUGCGGAAAAUGAAGAAGUCACGUUGGACAACAGGAAAGUAAAGAGCAUCGUGUCAGUUGACGGAGGAAAGCUGCUGCACGUGCAGAAGUGGGGAGACGCCGUGAACAGCAUCGUCCGCGAGGUCCGGGAUGGGAAGCUCUACGCGACUUACACCAUCGGAAACGUGGUGAUGAAGCGCUCAUUUCAAAAGAUCCGUUAA